This is a messenger RNA of Danaus plexippus (monarch butterfly), 814 nucleotides long. Its product is annotated as lipopolysaccharide-induced tumor necrosis factor-alpha factor-like. The coding region runs from base 22 to 378 and encodes 118 amino acids. NCBI's taxonomy places the organism in Eukaryota, Metazoa, Arthropoda, Insecta, Lepidoptera, Nymphalidae. Gene Ontology annotation, molecular function: zinc ion binding. The transcript has 3 exons. The record is from RefSeq and is a predicted model, not a curated record.
GAUAUAUCAUGUGGAUUGCCAAUGUAUGAAACGUCUAAAGUAUUUCUAAACAUAGUCAGUUGUGUGUUAAUUGCCGCUCUGAUCAGGCGUUCUUUACAAACCAAAAUAUCAUACUGUUUUUUUAUUACACAUAAAGAAAUUAUGAGCGUGAUACAAGUUGGACCUCAAUCUAUGCUAUUAAUAUGCCCCGCUUGCCACGCCAGCAUCAAGAGCAGGGUUGAACACAGCUCCACUACAAGAACACAUGUCAUGGCAGCGUUGUUGUGUUUGUUUCUAUGCUGGCCCUGUGUAUGUGUACCGUACUGCGUAGAUUCCUGUCAGAAUGCUGAUCAUUACUGUCCCAGUUGUAACGCGUAUCUCGGAACAUAUAAGAGAUAAUACGUUAAAUAUCUAUAAACUAUAAAGUUGCUUGGAGGAAAACGUUAAAUUCACCGCGAACUUCUAUUUAAAUUAGUUAUGUUAUAAAAAAUAUGUUUGAGGAAUAUCGGGUUUCAAAGCUUUUAAAUAUGACCUCUACUUCUUGCAUAGCGAUUGAUAAACUGUUGGUCAUAGGUUUUUGAAUGUGGCGAAUAACAUAAAUGUAAUGAUAUAUCCAUUUAAAUAGCGGAGUAUUAUGAACAGGAAUUAUUUAUAUUCAUCCAUAUGUUAUAUUUGUAUUGAAUGAUAGAGAUAUGAUAAAUAGGUUAAUUUAUAUUUUUAUACAAUGCAUUUUAGUAAAACAGUGUGCACGUUUUUAAAUAAAACAGUGAGGAAAUGCUUUAGUUUUUAGUUACGCCGCAAAAUAAUUUGGAGGAUUUGUUUAUUUCUGUUUCAA